CCAGCGAAUGGACCAAGAUCAUGGGCACGGUCUCCGAGAUCGGUGGCGAGCCGACCGCCUCUUGUGUUUUGAUAUCAUUUGUUCUGUCUGAAUCAUCGUGGUCAGUUACGACUUUAUUCACUACUCAGCUUGGCCCUCACAAAAGUCCAUCGAAUUCAACGUUUCUUGGCCUGGUACCGGUGACAAUAGCCGAGACCUAUCGAUGAGCGCCCAGAUUUGGGUCUAGCCUUGAGUCCAGCAGAAUUUGGGCCGUCUUUCCGGGAAAAUAGCUUGGCCCGUACUCCGUACUGCAAUUGAUGUCGAGCGAGCCUUUCCACUCCGAUCAGGAUGGAAUCCAAAAAGACGGACCGGUGAGCCUCGAGAGUCAUCGAGAGAAGGAGGCCGCCACAAAGGCGGAUCAUCUCUCAGCAGCAGAAGAAGCUCCUGAGUCAGGCUCUUCAGAGUCUUCUGUCAACCAGACACCAACUCUCACGCGCGAUGAAGAGCGGCAUAGCGAGAAUGGAUCCCUCGAGAGAACGCCCACAGAACCAGACGUGGCAGCGCAAAGACUGCAAGCACAGCGUACCACGACUACUGCGUCAGCGGCGGGCCCCGUCCAUUCGGUUUUCACCAAGAACCAGAAGAGAUUUAUCGUCUUUAUGGCUUCGUGGGCUGGGUUCUUCUCGCCUGUUUCCGGACAGAUCUACUUUCCCGCGCUCAACCCUCUGGCGAGAGAUCUGAAGGUGUCGGAUUCGCUUAUCAAUUUGACCUUGACUUCGUACAUGAUUUUCCAAGGCCUCGCCCCAACAUUCGUCGGAGACUUUGCGGACGCAGCGGGUCGGCGGCCUGCUUACGCUGUCUGCUUUAUCGUCUACAUUCUAGCGAACAUCGGCCUGGCCCUUCAAAACAGCUAUGCCGCGCUCUUCGUGCUUCGAUGCGUCCAGAGUACGGGGAGCAGCGCGACCAUCGCCAUGUGCAGCGCCGUGGUAUCAGAUGUUGCCACGGCCGCGGAGCGUGGGAAGUACAUGGGCUUCACUCUGGCCGGAUCUUUGCUGGGACCUGCUAUAGGUCCGGUCAUUGGGGGUAUCCUGGCUGACUUUCUGGGGUGGCGAGCGAUCUUUUGGUUCCUGACCAUUAUGGGAGCCGCAUUCUUGCUUGUUUUUGCGAUCUUCUUUCCCGAGACAGCACGCAAUCAGGUCGGAAACGGCUCGAUACCGCCCAAAGGGUGGAGUAUGUCUCUGAUGAAUUACCUUGCUGUUCGAAAAGCGCGGAGACUUCAGCCUAAUGAUGAUCUGUCUACGGAUAACGACGCCGCGGCGACGCUGCCAAAGCGACAGGAAUUCCGCUUCCCAAAUCCUCUCCGGUCGAUGGUGCUGAUCCUGGAUAAGGAGAAUUUCCUGCUCCUGUUCUACAACGCUUUCUUGUUCGCGGCGUUCUACGACGUCACAGCUGCUAUCCCGUCUCAAUUCAAGGAGAUCUACAACUUCAGUGUCCUACAAAUCGGUCUCUGCUACAUCCCCAUGGGCGUAGGCUCGAUGUGUGCGGCCCUGACGAACGGCCAACUCCUCGACCGCAACUUUGCACGCUGGUGCAAGAAGCUGGGCGUCAAAAUCAAAAAGGGUCGGAACCAAGACCUGAGCAAUUUUCCCAUCGAGAAGGCGCGGCUGCAGAUCGCAUUCCCGGCGGUCUACUCGACGGCGAUCCUGGUGUGCUUGUUUGGCUGGAUUAUGCAUGUCAACGGGCCGUUGGCGGCCAUAUUGGUGGUGCUGUUCUUCAUGAGCUUGAGCAUGAGCGUUUCGUUCAAUGUCACGAGUACGUUGUUGAUUGAUUUUUAUCCCACCAGCCCGGCGACGGCGACGGCCGCAAACAAUGUCGUCAGGUGUGUUUUGGGAGCUGGUGCGACGGCGGCUGUGGUUCCAAUGAUUAACGCCAUGGGGAGAGGGUGGACAUUCACGUUUCUGGCGCUGUUCUUGAUUGCAACGAGCCCGAUGCUUUGGUGUGUGUAUUUUCGGGGCUUGCAGUGGAGGAGGGCGAGGAUGGACAGGGAGGAACGCGCGAAGAAGUCAAAGGAGGAGGCGGCUAGGAAGGGAGGGGGUGGCGAAGAUGCGACCAUGGAUGGGAGUGGGCAGCCGCCUGUGGAAGGAACGGUCCCAGAGAUGGUGGGCGUGGUUGAGAAGGAGAAGGAGACGGAGGUGAGAAAUGCACCAGACCGGAAUGACGAUGAGGGUCACAAUACAACACUCUCUAGGACGUUUUCGUAUGCAUCCGGCUACUGAGUAUGGGACACAUGGCGAGGUAUUACAGACAAUUCUCGAUCAAUGGUGUCAGGCUCUCUGCUUUUUGGUGUCAAUGCCUGGACUUUUGCAUGGUGUGUACGCUCGUGCAGCAUCGGGUAAGUCAUUGCGACGUGGUUUGAUGGAAGGCAAGAUGUUCAUGCUGCUUCCCUUAUGAUUUCAGAGUUUGGAUCUGAGGCAUCAGCUCAUAUGAGCUCCUCUUUGCAUCAUGUCAUUCACUUCAUGCGGGAGGUGACGAUGCAAGUCCCGGGAGUUGUGUUCCGAUUCGGAUAGCGAUCCCCGUGAGUCUGUCCUCCCAGUCUUCAAGAACUGACCUGGUUAUGCAAGGACAUCUGGAACUGUACAAGUAGCUCGUACUCGUGGACAAAAGAAGAGUCGUCACUUUAACGUCAGAGGAGCCAUGGUUGGGACCCUGGACUUGUUCUUCC
This is a messenger RNA of Exophiala xenobiotica, 2701 nucleotides long. RefSeq lists its product as uncharacterized. Gene Ontology annotation, molecular function: transmembrane transporter activity. Gene Ontology annotation, biological process: transmembrane transport. The transcript has 4 exons. The coding region runs from base 297 to 2255 and encodes 652 amino acids. Lineage: Eukaryota; Fungi; Ascomycota; Eurotiomycetes; Chaetothyriales; Herpotrichiellaceae. The record is from RefSeq and is a predicted model, not a curated record.